AUGAAGUGGACCUUCGUAGUGCUUGUUGUGGCUUUGGGAAUGGUCGCCACCAGCCUUUCCGGAACAUCCGCUGCAACGAAUCCGCGAAUUGUUAUCAUCGGGGCCGGGGCAUCGGGAAUUGCAGCUGCUACGACUCUGUACCGGGCUGGGCUCACCAACAUCACUCUGCUGGAGGCUUCGCAGCGCAUUGGAGGACGCAUUAACUCUGCGCCUUUUGGUAGUAACGCUUCGCCCGUGGAGCUGGGAGCUCAAUGGUGUCACGGAGAAGGAGGUAACGUUGCUUACCAGAUGGCGUCCGUAUUUCCCGGUCUACUCGAAACUUCCAUCGUCGAGGAAAACGAAUACUUGGUCCAGUCGGAUGGAACACAGGUGCCGGAGUCGAUUUCCGAUCGCCUGUGGGCUUUGGGCGAAUCCAUCUUAGAAGCAUCCUAUACCUCCAACUACGACGGAUCGUUGGGCGACUAUAUUACCACUCAGUAUCGCGCCGCAAUAAACUCGCCAGAGUACAGUGACAUCAAUCCUGAGCUGGCGAAGCAGUUUUUGGUAAGUUUCGACAACUCCGAACUCCGAGGCCAUAGUGCAAUCGAUUCGUGGUUCGAUGUGGCCGCAACGAGUGACGACGGGUAUGUGGAAACCGAAGGAGAGCAAUCGCUAGCCUGGACGGGAAAGCGGGGCUUCAGCUCGAUACUGGACAUAAUGACGGGAACUUUCCCAGGAUCCACCAACUCAGUGGUGCCAAUCAACACUCUGACUAGUUUCAACAAAGUGGUUAACGGUAUCCACUGGCAAGGAACUACCGAUGACCUUGUUACAGUCGCUACCGAAGACUGUUCACUAUAUUCUGCCGAUCAUGUGAUUGUGACCGUAUCGCUGGGUGUGUUAAAGGACAACUCUCGUACCAUGUUCACUCCCGCGUUACCGACGAUCAAUCAGAACGCGAUCGAUGGCCUCAACUUUGGCACGGUGAACAAGGUGUUCCUUCUGUUCGAUACUCCCAUUCCCGAAGCGUUCGGGAAUGUCGUCGAUCUCCUGUGGUACGAUCAGGACCUUCAGACUUUACGGCAAUCGAAGCACGCCUGGGCCGAGGCUGUUGGCUUUUUCUACCGCGUGGACAGCAAACCGCACGUACUCUGCGCUUGGUUGAACGGUGUUGAAGGUCGCCAGGCAGAACUGUUGUCGGAUGACGCGAUUAAGGAGGGUCUGCUGUAUCUGCUCAACAUUUUCGGUAAGAAGUACAACUUCGGAAACGUACAAGCUGUUUUGAGAUCAAAAUGGUCUUCAGAUCGCUUCAUCCGUGGAUCUUACUCUAGCCGAUCGAUCGUCACCGAACGUCUUAAAACUGGAGCGGGUGAUCUGGGAGCAUCGCUCACAGCUACCGAUAAUAUACCAGUAGUUCUGUUUGCUGGAGAAGCCACCAGCGUCAAACACUACUCCACUGUCCACGGUGCGAUCGAAAGUGGCCAACGUGAAGCGAAUCGUUUGAUCAACCUGUAUGCAUGA
Anopheles cruzii is the source of this 1500-nucleotide messenger RNA. Its product is annotated as spermine oxidase-like. The transcript has 3 exons. Gene Ontology annotation, molecular function: polyamine oxidase activity. NCBI's taxonomy places the organism in Eukaryota, Metazoa, Arthropoda, Insecta, Diptera, Culicidae. The coding region runs from base 1 to 1500 and encodes 499 amino acids. The record is from RefSeq and is a predicted model, not a curated record.